GUCAUACCACUUGGAAAUGGACGUCUGGGCGCACAAGUGAUGGGAUCGAUACCAACUGAAACUAUCAUCCUCAACGAGGACAAGAUUUGGUCUGGUUCCCUAAACGAUCCCAAUCCCACAGGUUGUUCCGCGGUCUUGCCUGAUAUCAGGGAAUACAUCUGUUGCUUAGGAUUCAUAGCCGCUGGCAAUCUAUUGAUUUUCACCGACCAUUCUGGGACAAUAUCAAAUUAUAAUCACACUUUGGACCUUGGAACCGCCGUCUCUACGACCACUUAUGUCCACAACAGCAUCCAAUAUACCAGAACGGCAUUUGCAACUCACCCGGACAACGUAAUUGUAAUGAGGUUCGCGGCAAAUGCAUCAAGAGCAAUUUCGUUCAAUGCCUCGUUCGUGACGCCUAUGAGUAACCCCGUUUAUGCCGUUAGCUCUAACAGCCUUACCAUGACCGCUAGUGGAACCACGAUGUAUACAUUACCUCCUUCGAUUCACUACAAUGCGACGGCGGUCUUUAGCGCAUCAGGGCCUCUUACUUCUGUCGGUGUUAAUCCUUCAAAUAGCACCGAAAUCACAGUAUCCACCGCGGACGAGGUUAUGGUCAUGAUAGCGAUUGAUACAAACUACGAACGGUACAAUGAUGUAUCGGGAGACCCAUCGACGAAAGUGGCCAGUUCGCUCUCUGCGGCUAGCCAGAAAUCGUACGAAGAGCUGCUUGAGGCGCACGUCGCAGACCACUCCUCCUUGUUUGGCCGAGUGAACAUAUCUUUGGGAACGCCAUCCUCCACCACGUAUUUGCCCACCGAUCAAAGAAGAUUGCUUCCUAAUGGUCCUGACGGCGAUCAAGACCUUUUUGCCUUGUAUACUCAAUACGGACGCUAUCUCGCAAUUGCAUCCUCAAGGAAAACAGAACCGUCAAACCUUCAAGGAAUUUGGAAUUCAGAGUUGUCUCCCAAUUGGGGAAGUAAAUAUACGUUGAAUAUAAACCAACAGAUGAACAGCUGGCUCGCAGAACCACUCAACAUCCCUGAAGUCCUUGAUCCGCUCUGGAACCUGAUCACAGAAGUGGCAGAACGUGGAGAAAUUGCUGCCCGCGAAAUAUACAACAUCUCUCACGGGUGGGUCGUACACCAUAACACCGACAUAUGGAGAGAUUCCGCGCCCGUCGAUGCGGCCUUCUACGGGUUCUGGCCGAUGUCUCCUGCAUGGCUUAUGCAACACAUGUACGAACACUACGCGUUUGGUCUUGAUGUCCAAUUCGUUGAGACGAAAGCGUACCCUCUGAUGAAAAGCCUAAGCCAGUUUUACUUGGACUUCCUUGUUGUCGCCGACUUGGAGGGAACCAGUUAUGUGGUCCCUAAUCCUAGCAUGAGCCCAGAGCAUGGAAUUGGGAAUUAUAACGACACAAAUGUUUCUUUGACGUAUGGCAAAAUGCACUUACCCCCGCGGUACCUCAGGCUUCUUCGCGAUCUGUUUAAUCACACGGCAGAAUUCGCAACAAUGCUAGGUCUCGACGCCGACUUCGCUAGGACCCUCAUGGCCGCUCACGACCGCCUGAUCCCAUUCCGCAUUGGCUCCUUGGGGCAGAUACAGGAAUGGGCUGUUGACUACGACUCAAACGGAAGGGUGUUUACUCACAUCAGCCAUAUGUAUCCGCUCUUUCCCAGUGCACAGAUUGACCCGAGGUUCAAUGAAACACUCGCCAGUGCUGCGAACACGUCUUUAGUUAUCCGAGGUGACUCGGGGAAUGGGUGGCCCACCGCUUGGCGCAUCAACUGCUACGCGCGACUGUUGGACGGAGAAAAGGCCUACUAUUACUUGGCGCGACUGCUCAAGUCAUUUUCCUACGCAAAUCUGUGGUCUAUCAAUAGCAUUUUUCAAAUUGAUGGUAACUUUGGUGGUGCAAAUGGAGUCGCCGAAAUGCUCCUGCAGAGUCACAAUGGAGAGGUUCAUCUACUUCCCGCGAUUCCUCCCUCAUGGACACAAGGCAGCGUCACCGGAUUCAGAGCAAGAGGUGGAUUCACUGUUGACAUAUCUUGGUCAGGAGGUACUUUACAGAAUGCGACGAUCGCUAGUACCGUGGGACGCUUCGCUAGGGUUCGAUAUGCCGGU
Messenger RNA from Desarmillaria tabescens, 2106 nucleotides. RefSeq names its product putative large secreted protein. The transcript has 10 exons. Lineage: Eukaryota; Fungi; Basidiomycota; Agaricomycetes; Agaricales; Physalacriaceae. The record is from RefSeq and is a predicted model, not a curated record. Gene Ontology annotation, biological process: carbohydrate metabolic process. Gene Ontology annotation, molecular function: alpha-L-fucosidase activity. The annotation marks the transcript as partial.